UUUAUGCAUUUAUGAACCAAACGAUGGAGUUGGUUUUUAUUUUUAUAAAGGUAUUGUCAGUGAUCUGAUACAACUAGAAGUAUUUAAUUGAAGACUCAUGGACAUGUCAUUAUGUUGGACUAGUCAUUUCUGAAAGUUUCUUCAACCAAAAUUUCUAUUUGAACAUUCAAGUAUCAAAGAAUACUGGGUUUAGAAUGGCAUAAUGAUGUAUUUUCUCUGAGGACUGCAAAUUUCAUAGAGACCACAGUUGGAUUUCAGUUACAUUCUCCAAUCAAAGUGAUUCAAUCCUUUGAUAAAGUUAAUUUUGAAGAGUUUUAUGUUUAUAAACGACGCCAAAAGAUGGGAGAAAAAAAUGGGGAUGCAAAAACUUUCUGGAUGGAACUGGAGGAUGAUGGAAAAGUGGAUAUCAUAUUUGAGCAAGUGCAAAAUGUGCUGCAGUCACUGAAGCAGAAGAUCAAAAAUGGGUCUGCCACAAAUAAAGAGUACAUUCAAGCAAUGAUUCUAGUGAAUGAAGCAACUAUAAAUAACAAUUUAACGUUGAUCAAAGAUCAUAAAUCUUUGACCGAGAAUGAACAGGAAAACAAAUCAGGUUCAUUGCCAUCUACAUCAUAUGAAGACUUUGUUCCAAAAGACUGUACAGUUCUAUCUAUAAAAAAUGAGGAAAUUAUCCCUCUGGAAAAUAAAGCUGCAGACUUUAGAGAAAAAGAAUCAUCUUUGAAUGUAUCUUACAAAAGUCAUGAAUGCUCUGGUACCUGUCUGAUGAAAAUGCUACUAACCUUCAAGGGAGAAAACCCUCUGCAGCUACCAAUUACAUGCCACUUCCAAAGACGACAUGCAAAGACAAAUUCUCAUUCUUCAGCACUCCACGUGAGUUAUAAAACCCCUUGUGGAAGGAGUCUACGAAACAUGGAGGAAGUUUUUCGUUACCUGCUUGAGACAGAGUGUAACUUUUUAUUUACAGAUAACUUUUCUUUUAAUACCUAUGUUCAGUUGACUCGGAAUUACCCAAAGCAAGAAGAAAUUGUUUCAGUUCUGGAUAUUAGCAAUGGAGUGGAAUUGGUGCCCAUUUCUUUCUGUAAUGAAAUUGACAGUAGAAAGCUUCCACACUUUAAGUACAGAAAGACUAUGUGGCCACGAGCAUAUUAUCUAAACAGCUUUUCCAACAUGUUUACUGAUUCAUGUGACUGUUCUGAGGGCUGCAUAGACAUAACAAAAUGUGCAUGUCUUCAAAUGACAGCAAGGAAUGCUGAGAUGUACUCCUUGUCAAGAGAUAAAAUAGUCAUUGGAUAUAAAUAUAAAAGACUACAGAGACAUAUACCUACUGGCAUUUAUGAAUGCAGCCUGUUGUGCAAGUGUAAUCGACAGAUGUGUCAAAACCGAGUUGUUCAGCAUGGACUUCAAGUGAGGCUACAGGUGUUCAAAACUGAGAAGAAGGGAUGGGGAGUACGCUGCCUAGAUGACAUUGACAGAGGGACAUUUGUUUGCACUUAUUCAGGAAGAUUACUAAGUAGAUCUAACACUGAGAAACAUGAUACUAUUGGUGAAAAUAGAAAAGAAGACAAUAUUAUGAAAAAUAUGUUUUCAAAAAAGAGGAAAAUAGAAGUUGCAGAUUGUGAAGUUGAAGUUAUCCCUUUAAAAUUGGAAACACAUCCUAGAAGUGCUAAGACUGAAGAAUGUCCACCUAAGUUCAAUAAUAAUCCAAAAGAGCCUGUUACAGAAAUGAAAUAUAACAAUAUUUCAAGAAUUCAGUGUCAUUCAGUCAUUAGAACUCCAGAAGCCAAGAUAGCCAUUAUUCAACCCGAUGGGAAAAAGAUGGGAUUUGCUUCCUCAGAAUCUGUCACCUUUGAAGAUAAUGAUGGACUUAAACCAACCCAAAUACAUCUGAACUCCAAAGCCGAGGAGAUGAAAAGUGUCUUCCAGGUUUCAAAAAAGAUGGUAAGAAGGAUAUGUGCACUUUGUCCCAAAGACCUCGAGUGUGGUGUCCUGUACUGUGCACAAUCAGAGGACAUAGCUGCUCAUGAAAAUUGUUUGCUGUAUUCUUCAGCACUUGUGGAAUGUGAGGAGGAUGAACCAAAACAUGGUUAUAGAAGUUUUGAUGUGGAAGCAGUAAAGAAAGAAAUCUUCAGAGGAAGGAGGCUGAAAUGCACAUUUUGUGAUGAAAAAGGAGCCACCGUGGGAUGUGAUAAAAAAUCCUGUUCCAAGAAUUACCACUUUUUCUGUGCCAAGAAUGACCAUGCAGUUCUAUACGCUGGAUCUGGAGGAAUUUAUAAAGUGUUUUGCCAAGAACAUGAUCCAUCAAGAGAAACUCUAUCUGGCCUACUCUCUGUAAAGCCUUUGCCUUGUGUCUUCCAUCCUCACUGCAAUCAGCCUAUAUCACAAGGAGUACAAAGAAAACGAAAGAAGAAAGAUCAUUCAACAAGGACUUUGCUACAGGCACCUAAACUACUAACAGUAAACAGGUCCGAAAAACAGAUGGAGGAAGAGGACAGCAAACACACAGAUGCAAUUGUGAAAGUUGCUUUUCUCAAGAAAUGUAAGGAAGCAGGACUUCUUAAUGAUUUAUUUGAAGAAAUAUUACAAAAACUUCAUUUGAUUCAGGAAAGACUCAUGGAAGAGAAUAUUUCAGAAUCAGACUAUGAAGAAAUCGGGACUUCACUUUUUGAUUGUAGAUUGUUUGAAGACGCAUUUGUAAGUUUUCAAAAAGCAUUAGAGACUAACAUUCAGCAAUUUGAAGAAAAAUGGCAGCAGAUGAAGCAAGAGAUUGCGCUACUUCAGGACUUAAAACAAACUUUGUGCUCUAUUCAAGAAAACAGACCAAGGUCAAAUUGUGCUUCAGUAUCUUCUCUGUCUCCUUAGGAGUUACCGUUGCAAGCAGGCUGAGCACUAGAGAACAGGCGUGUGAAAGCCACACAUCCCUAGCACAAGGUCUCGUGUCUCUCUGGUCUGCACGCUUUGGUCCUCACCAGCUCAAACCUGUACAUGCCUAACUGGGUAUCUACUGCCUCCCUCUUAUUAUCUCACCUCUCCUCCCCCUCCUCUCUGACAAAAUGUUUCUCAGAUUCUACUUCAGUAAAGUGGAUCAUGCCUCCCACAUCUCCCAACCUCUGUACUAAAAACCUGUCCCUGGCCUCCUGCUGACACAUGGCCUCCACCCCACUCACACUCCCGUGAUCUAGGCCAGCGGUCACCAACCUUUUGGACCUCACGGGCCACCAGUGGUCCACAGACCACCAGUUGGCGACCACUGAUCUAGGUUGGUUCCAGUAACACACCAGUUGCCCCUAGCCCCAGGGCCUUUGGCACAUCCUGUUGUGAAGUCUUACCUGCUCUUUCGCCUUCCUCUGCUCCCUCUGCAGCUCUUAUACCGGUUCUCCCACUUAUUCCAUCUGAGUACUUUUCCUUCAUAACCCUUCCCAGUAUAACCCACUGUGUCUUACAUCACACUGUCGGAGUCUACGUUCUGAGGGCAGGAACUCACUAUUCUGUGUUUGCUUACUAUCACAUUCCCCAGCACCCAGCAUGCUCCAUGAAUGUUUGUUCAAUAAAUACAUAAACUAUU
Eptesicus fuscus (big brown bat) is the source of this 3559-nucleotide messenger RNA. It is a transcript of the gene SETDB2, whose product is annotated as SET domain bifurcated histone lysine methyltransferase 2. Lineage: Eukaryota; Metazoa; Chordata; Mammalia; Chiroptera; Vespertilionidae. Gene Ontology annotation, cellular component: nucleus. Bases 340 to 2856 code for a protein of 838 amino acids. The transcript is spliced from 20 exons. Gene Ontology annotation, molecular function: protein binding; zinc ion binding; DNA binding. Gene Ontology annotation, biological process: negative regulation of gene expression; heterochromatin organization. The record is from RefSeq and is a predicted model, not a curated record.